Messenger RNA from Schistosoma guineensis, 4722 nucleotides. The record is from the annotation of a GenBank genome assembly. NCBI's taxonomy places the organism in Eukaryota, Metazoa, Platyhelminthes, Trematoda, Strigeidida, Schistosomatidae.
UUUGAAUCCUUUGCUGUAUCGUGGGAUACUCGUCUCCUCAAGGUCGUGUUAGCAUCCUCUCGACGUCCUCUUUGAAAAUGUCGAUGUGCAUAUAUGGGCAAUAAUAUUUCUGACCCCUCUAUUCACUUAGUAAAAAGUGACUGUUUGAGAGGCGGAUUUGCGAUCUAUAAAAAUGAUAAUUAUGAGGUUUCAUUCCAUCAUACUGUUCAACCUACAUAUAACAAGUUUCGCAUUAUCAAGUACCUUAAGGCACAUACGACAACUAAUAGAAAUGAUGAUUCGCAAAGUGAUGUGAAAAUUAGUACGUGUGCAAACGUGCUUGCGUGUGAUGAUCUACUCAGCUCGUCGAUACCUGUUAGGCUGCGUCAUCCAUCUAUUCUUCGUGUCCAAAAGGCUUGUUCUGAUGGACUUAACAGUUUGUACUUGGUGGUUGAAAACUCAGUCCCAUUUAGUGCUUUCGUUACCAAUCCCACAAUGGAUGACCUACUAGCUGGGUCCUAUAGUCUUCUCUCUGCUCUCAACUUCCUGCAUAAUACACUUGGAGUUUCGCACAAUAACGUGGAUACUACCAGCGUAUUUAUUGAUUCGAAUAUGUGUUGGAAGUUGUGCGGUUUUGAGCUCGCUCUGGAAUUUAAGAAUAUGUCUGCUGACCAUAUACGAAGAAUUGAAGCUUUAAAGGGACAACAAGACGCAAAAGCUUUAAAUUUUGAUCCGGCGUAUGCCUUCUGUUAUGAUAUAUAUUGUUUUAGCCGAAUGAUUUGUACGCUAACUGAUAUAGGCGAAGGUCCUUUCUAUAAUCUCGUACAGGUUUUAAUUAACUCUUGCAUGCAUAGUUUACCCAAAGCGCGUAUACCUUCUGACCACCUAUUAGCUCACCCAUCUUUCAAGAGCCCAUAUAUAUCCACAUUGGAUUUUUUAGACACAUAUGUGAGUCGUAGUGAUGAGGAGAAGGAAGUGUUCUUCAGAUCAUUUACAGAAAAAGUAUUUAACAGGAUAUCAGAAGAGUUAUUUUGUCGCAACAUUUUACCAAAAAUGUUCGAAAACACUAUCUUUCUUGAUUAUCCGGCUCAAACCCUACUUGCGCAGAUUUUCCACGCUUUCGAAGAAAACCUUCAAGAGUCACCCAAAUCCAAAUUGAUCAUAUCUCUUCGAAAUUUUCAGAAGUUUGUCAAUCCUUUAAUUGUUCAGAAAUUUAUGGUUAACGAGAGACACACGCGUAUUUUGUUACUUCAGCACUUCACUGGCUAUUUAAAAAUAUUAACUGAUAGUGAUUUGUUAAAUGUGAUAUUACCACAAAUAUGUCGUGGAGUUUUCGAUAGUCAUAAUGCACUAUCAGUUUUAAGUUUACAAGCGUUAGGAUGUCUUGCUAGUCGUUUGAAUGCUACUGUUGUUUUAAAUCAUUUACGUCGGAUCGAAGAAAGCCUAUGUAAAGCUGGCAGUUUAUCUAAUAAUUUUAAUCAUAGUACGAGCACUGACGGAAAUAAUAGAUUUGUUACUUAUGUAUGGCCUCGUAAUAAUCUAUUUUAUGAAGCUGCACCAAAAAUUAAUCGAACUAAUCGGGAAAUUCCUUUAUGUGAAAAGAGACAAACCCAUGUGUUAAAUGAAUCCAGUCGACCGUUAGCUCAAUUGGCCGUUUUUUCUCCAAAUUAUGAUCCAUCUAUGAAUUCCUGUUUUUUAAGCUGUACGGAUGACCUUUCCACUGAUUCUCGUCCAUGGAAUAGUGAUGUACUUAAACUGUCAAGUACUAUAACAGGAGCCAGUACCAUUACUUAUACUCUGACUACUGCUACUACUACUACUGCCAUUAAUAAUAAUAUUGAUAAUGAUAAUAAUUGUCGUCAAUUGGAUGAAGUCGAAAAAUUUCAGUGCAAUACUGAAAAUACGUUUGAUGAAAAUACUAAAUUUUCUAGUUUAGUUGAUAAACCCGUGGUACAUUAUUCAUCAUCAUCGUCAAGGGAAUUGGUUGUUAACGGAAAAUCAUUAGUAUAUUCUGGAAGCAAUUCUAAUUGUUUGAAUAACCCUGUAGAAAUUUCUAAUGACGAACGUGAAAUUGAUACACUCCUUACAUUGAUGGAACCUAAAAUUGUACAGCAACCUAUUCCAUUUUCUCCUCUCAGGUACACAGUUAUUCCUGAUGAAAUGGAAAUAAACCGAUUGAGCGAACUAUCAUUAGAACAGUCAGCUGAUGCGGUAAUUUUUGAAUUGUCCAUUUUUCUGAAUAAUUAUAUCAUUUUUAUUUUUACAUGAUGUUUAUAGAGUUUUGCGUCAGAUAAGUUAUUUCUUUGUGACAUUGACCAAUUACUAGUGUUUGACCAUAUGCGUCUUAUAAGCACGUAUAUUGGGACAACUAAGUAAAUAGCAGUUAAGUUAAACUGAACAUACUCUGUGAGAAUGAUAAAUCAGUUGAUAAGACUUUGAACCUUUAAUGACUGGUAGCUAGGGCUUUCUUUAGAACAUGCCUGACUACCAUCUAUCUCGAAGCGCAAUAUUGGCUGACAUAUAAGUAGAUUGGAAAACAUUAGGGGUAACUAAAUCAAGACGUUAGAGCAGUUCAUGAAGUCAAUGACUGUUUGUCUGAGCUAUGUCGGCGGAUCUAGAUUAUCUGAUUACAGUCUGAACGAUGACUAUAAACAGUGGUUGAGGACAAGUGAAAUGGCUGAAAAUGAGUCCCAACUGUUCAAGUGCAUCUGCUUUUUUAACUGUCAUCAGAUCCAAGUUAUUUUAUACCUCUUAUCCUGCCAACUGUCUCUUCUCAAACCAUAUCCUCUAUACCUAAUCUUUUUUAUUACUGCUGGUACUACUUUUUUAUACCACUGUAUUCUUCAUCUUGAUUAUUUUAUCUCGCUAUACUAAUAUGGUGUGUCAACUUGGAACUGAUAAAUGCGUCAAGUUCUGUGUUGAUUUUGACUAACGAUAUCAUUGUAAUAUCCCAACAUUCCAAUUGUUCCAACUUUGUAUUGCAAUUUUCAAAAGAUAUCCACAAUAAGAAGGAAUGUGUAUAAUUAUUAAAUUGACAAAUAAAUACGUUAUGAUAGCGAUCGAAAGGAAAAAAACUGUUUGUCACAAAGUUACGCACCGAACCCGAAAACAAAAUAAAUUACGGAUCAUUUCAUUUAGUUACAUCUUCAAAUACAUGUUUAAAAAAGCAAAGAAUUUUAGAGCGAACUAUUGCUUUCAAUAACUUCGUCAUCAGGGUCUACAUUCAGCCACCCAUAAUUAUUGUGUCAAGAUUAUGCAUCAAUGAAUUCGAAAAUAACAUGUGCUAAAAAGCGGUUAAGUUUUGCAUCUGUUAUGAUGUAAAUACAUCAAAAAAGUUUGAAAGGUCAUUUACGAUAGGUUCAUGUGUAGUUUGAUCAACUAAGGUUUUCAAAAUGGUACAAUCUAUCAACUCAUUGUUUUCAAAGAUACAGCUUAAAAUUAUUCGAAUGUUUUCAGUCGUAUUUACUGUUUUGUUUUGUAAACCAUUUCUUUAAUGACUACUUCGUCACCAUAUGAUUGUUCCUUAAGAUAGUACUUCUCUUUUCUAUUAUUGUUACCAGUUGUAACUAGUUCAUUUACCCAUUAAUUGUAAGAGCCAUUUGGUUUCAUAAAAUUAACAGAACUAAUAAUUACAGGUAAAUAACCAUUAUACUUUCAAUAUUAAGUGGUUACUUACAUAUUCUAAUCUAUGUUAUAGAUAGCCUUUAGUGAUCAACAAACUUCUUGUCAUUAAACGAGAUAACAAAUCUAUUCCAUACAGAAUAUUUUGAUUUAAUUCAACAAAUAGUAUAUCUACAUUUCACCUGAAAUGUACCUCUUAUAUCUCGUAUAAACCUUUCUUUUAAUUUCUGAGGUUCGUUGUACUAGGAUAGGUAAUUUGACAUAGGAAUACAUUGUUCUGUAACAAUUGAAUAGCUGAAAAUAAAUAAUCAUAUUUUUAUUCGCAUAUCUGUUACUUAAUAACAUGAUUUUCUGUAAAAAGAAAAUCAUUAUCCUUUUAUGAUUGUUUUCUACUAUCUUCGUUUCUUAAUACUAAUGAUUAUCUAGGCCUUUCAUCAUCUAUUUUAUUUUUAAGUAAUUAAUAAGAAAAUUUUCACAGUUGAAUUCAUUAGUCGAUCUAAUCUAGACCAUUAUUUAAAACCUGGGUAUGCCGGAUGACCUUUUUGUCCCCAGUAUGGGUCUCCACAUUAGUGCGCACCCAUGAUCCUGCAAAAAAAAGCCUAAUUUUUCCCUUUUAACUAAGAAUUCAAAAUAUUUUUUUUUGUUUUCAUAUAAACCUGUGAGUGUUUUUUGAUUUGUUUGGAUUUUCAUCUCUCUAAUAAACUAUUAUUUUAGGAUACUGAAACCAAUGGAUGGGAAGAUGCAUGGAAUACAGAUCCAUGAACAGAUCAAGCAUUCUGUGACGAUUGUGAAAUUGUUUAUUACAUUUUCUUUUCAUUGUUCAUUUCUCUCCUUUCUUUUUACUAUUAAAGGUAUGGUUUAUUUUGUGAGUGGUAUGUUUGUUAUCAUUAUUAUUAUUAUUAUUUUCUUUCUUUUAUAUUCUUUCUCAUUUGGUUUUAUUACUAUUUCUGUAAUAUUUUUGUUAAGAUAAUAAACUAGAUUUUGAAUCAUCUGAGAAUAUUUACAUGUUUGUAUUUAUUUUAAUUUUUGAGCUGUUGUAAUUUUAUUUGUCAGGUAAUCACUAGUUUUUUUCUUCUUCUUGUACAAAAGGUUAAUGAAAAUUACUAUUCUUUUAGUUCAUGU